Molecule: messenger RNA, 1813 nt
Organism: Mytilus trossulus (common blue mussel)
Lineage: Eukaryota; Metazoa; Mollusca; Bivalvia; Mytilida; Mytilidae
Exons: 3
Coding region: 580-1608 (342 amino acids)
Molecular function (GO): protein binding
Source: RefSeq, a predicted model, not a curated record
UUCAAAACUGAUAAUAAAACAAAAACGUUUAUGCAAUGUUCAGUGGCAAUUAUGAAUGCAUAACAUAAAACAAUGUAAAAAUCAAUUCAGAAGUUGUUAACAAAUAAUUUGCACUUAUACAGAUUUAAAUGCAUGACGGUGUGUGUACAAGACUUAAUAGUUUAUGUUAUAGAAUAAACUUAGAGUUACAAUUGUCCGUUCAUUUCGUAAUGUACACUUUUGAUUUUUAUAAACAAAUCUUUAACAAAUUCCAGGUAUAGAAAAGUUGAUUUGAAUAAUUCCAGGAAAAAGUUAACAUGUCAUCGGGACGAUUGGAAUUUGAUAUAUUUACCUUUUAAAAUCUGCAUAUUUAUAGCAUAUGAAUGAAUGACAAAAUAUUGUCAAUCUAUAAUAAUAUUAGGUGAGGCACGUUUUUUAGAAUUUUAAAGUGUGUUAUUUAUUUAAUUUCUGUAAUGCCUGAUAAAUUCGAUGAACUGCUUAUUUCUAUGGCUGUAUAGAACAAAGGGAUUUUCUUAGAACCAAUGCAUCAUGCGAUACUUAUAAAUAGGUUUGGAAUUACGGAAGCCAUCUCAAACAAUCAUGGACGACUAUUCAAUAAAGGUAUUAUCAUGGCUUGGGAUAUCGAUGGUUACUACGUACCGAAUUUUGUGGGUCAAAUUAUAUACAUCAAUUAGAGAAGAAGAGGAUAAACGGAAUGAAAACAUUAAAAUAUUAACCAAAUUAAUAACAAACGACACGAAGGAAUUAUUACAAUGGAUGAAAGAAGACCAACUAAUUAACACAUGUAAAAAAGAAGAAACAAUUUCAUUUCCUGAAUCUGUAAAGUUUCAAACGUUAUCAAUAAAAACAAACUCAUCAUUGUUCACGUGCCGAAUUAUAGUUUUACAAAAUCCAAUGACCGAUAAGGACACGUUUAUGAAAUGGGUAAGAACAAGAGAAAACAUGUUAACAGUUUGUACCGAAGAUGAAAAGGAGACAUUAACUGAAUUAAUAAGUGUCAAUCAUCAAAAGAUCUCGAAAUUGAUCCUAAAAGACACAACAAAGUUUAUCGACAUAAUAAAAGGACUCAAGGACACGCUAGACGAAAAAACUAAACAUGAUAUCAAAACGUUAAUUGAAACGAAAUGGCUAUCACCUAGUAAUACGUACAGAUAUUAUGAUCUUAUCGUUUUAUCAAAAACAAGCAAUAAGGAAACGAUGACUGAUUUAGGAGAAAGGGCCCUAUGUGAACCAGGAUGUCCAUCAGCCUUAAAUAUAACUUUAACAAAAGUUGAAUUAAAAUGGGAAGAACCAAUUAUAGGAACUGAUUUUAUACACUUUUAUCAGAUAUUCUGUGAGGAACAGAGCAGCAGUAGGCGAUGGUUUUUUGAAACUCCUAGAAAUGAUUGUAAUUUUGUUGUAGAGGAAUUGAAGCCUAACACUAAAUAUGCAUUUAAAAUCCAAGCAGUCAAGAACGGUCAAAACAAAGGACCGAUCAGUAAAACCUUGACAGUAUCAACAUUGGAAAUAUCUUGUGAUAGAAUGGCCGAGUUUUCAUAUAUUUUAUUUUACAUUGCAGUGUUAAUAUGGUUCACGUACUUAUUGUGUUAUUCUCUGACAGCAACAUAAAAUAUGUGUGCCACUAUUUGUAAAUAUUUCAUUAUUUACAAGAACAAAAAACAGGUUAAAGAUGGAAGAGUUAUUAAAUAAUGAUUUUUACGACAAGAUUCGACAAGCAUUGAAUAUUGUUUGAAAUUUGUCAGCUGUAAACAAUUUAUCUGUUUUCUUUAGUGAAAUAAUAGAAUAUGAAAGUUUUUGUUUUUCUUUAACUAUA